Messenger RNA from Aspergillus heteromorphus CBS 117.55, 654 nucleotides. RefSeq names its product Tim17/Tim22/Tim23/Pmp24 family protein. Gene Ontology annotation, cellular component: peroxisomal membrane. The record is from RefSeq and is a predicted model, not a curated record. The transcript is spliced from 6 exons. The coding region runs from base 1 to 654 and encodes 217 amino acids. NCBI's taxonomy places the organism in Eukaryota, Fungi, Ascomycota, Eurotiomycetes, Eurotiales, Aspergillaceae.
AUGGAUGCGCUCAUGUCCUCCCUCGAUACCCUGGUCACGAACCCGGACCUCGCACCCCUCCUAUCACUCUUCAAGGGUAUUCGCAAUGGCGCUGUCUACGGCGCCAAGGUGCGCUUUCCGCAUGCCUUGGUAAUGAUCUUCCUCUUCCGCUCCGGAACUAUCCGCGAAAAAGCCAAACUCGUCUUCAAAGCCACGCGCCAACAUGCCCGCAACCUCGCCACCUUCGCGCUGAUAUACAAGAGUGCGAUGAUCGUGCUCCGCAACAUCAACCCCGCUGAGGUCGGGAAGGAGGGCCGCUACGAUAGUUUCUUCGCGGGGUUGCUGGGCGGGUAUGCUGUGUUUGGGAGGCAUAAGACUAGUAUUACGCAGCAGAUCGUGAUCUACAUCUUCGCCCGCGUCGUCCUGGCCCUAGCCAAACUCUCCGUCCGGCCGAACAUGCAUCCCCUCUCGUCGCUGAUCGGGCCCGACGCCCGCACCAAGAUGGAGAGCCACGCCUGGCCUGUCUUUGCGAGCGUGAGCUGGGCGCUUGUUAUGUAUAUCUUCCGCUGGCAUCCGGAGACUCUGAUGUCCAGUUUGAGGAGUAGUAUGGUUUAUAUCUACGCCGACUCCGAUCACUGGGACUCGUUCCGCAAUUUAUUGAUUCAUAACAAAUGA